Anopheles maculipalpis is the source of this 6674-nucleotide messenger RNA. Its product is annotated as ankyrin repeat domain-containing protein 50. Gene Ontology annotation, molecular function: protein binding. The transcript is spliced from 7 exons. Lineage: Eukaryota; Metazoa; Arthropoda; Insecta; Diptera; Culicidae. The record is from RefSeq and is a predicted model, not a curated record. The coding region runs from base 2 to 6670 and encodes 2222 amino acids.
AAUGAAUUCGGAUGACAUUUACGAAAAUCUACCGUGUCACACCGAUGAGGCACUGCGGAACGGGAACGGCACGACUAGUACCGGAACUCGUGCACCACGAGACACCGCCGACGACGAGAACGGUGAGGGCAAAAUGCAGAACAAUCUUGCUCUCAACAGCAAGGAUAUGUUGUACGCGACACCGUUAAAAAAAUCCGAGCGUCCUGGAAAGGUGCUUAACAACGGUGCGCAAGCGAUGCAGAAUGGGAAUAUAGCUGCAUCAUCCCCGGGUAGCAAACAGUUGUGCACCAACAGUAGUGCAGAAGCAGCAGAACGGGAUACAAAGAUUAUAAACGCAGAAUUGGAAGAUCGACGAAUACGGGACUUCCUGAAGGAUACGUCACAGAUGCAUAAAAAGAUCGAGCUUCACAAAACUUACCAAAGUUCGAACUUUUCCUACCUCGCGCGGAAGGAACACUUUGCCGAUUUGGUGCAGCGUAAUGUGAACGGCGGUAAUGGUGCUGCCGCUGGUGAGGAGGAUGAACCCGAUGCUACGUCCCUGGCGGUGGCAGGCAGUGGCUACAAAACGCUGGCGGGGGAGGAAGAGGACAAAAACUUAGAUCUCGAAAUGAACGAAUCGUUGAACGAGCUGGAGGCACGUUGUAAUGAGAAGCUUGAGAUGCUGGCGAAGCUGAACCGAACGCGAUCGAGUACGGCUACGGAGCAGCAAUCGCAGGAGGAUAAUGAACAGGCGGACCUAAUGGGACACGAACCGGUGGAGUUGGAGGGAAAUGCUGGUGUCGUACCGAAACCAUCGGCACCUCCACUGUCCGCGCUAAGCACGGAGCGAGUAUCGAAAAGCAACAACCUGGGUGAUCCUCUCGGAACGAGUGGUACGGGAAAUGAUGCAGUAAUCAGUGCACAUCUGAACCGGGAGUGGGUGUUGAAGAAAAUUGCCAUGUGUUUGGAGCAACGGAUCUCAAAGAAACCGGUACCCCCGGUACCAUCCUCGGUAUCGAACGAUAUUGUCACACCUUCCUCGUCAUCCGUACCAACGCCGGGUGCUGGAGGAUAUUUCGCUCGUAGCGCUCCGAGUGGAGCGGGUGGCAUACCACCUACGGACGGCGGUGGUGUUCACAGAGGAGGAGGAGCGGGCGGAGAAAAUGGACUACCUUCGUUAGGAUAUCUUGUGCUGGGGUCUAACGGUUCAGGGAAAACUUCAAUCUGCAACGAUAUCAUCGAGGGCACGUCAGGCACUAAGGGAAUGCUCAACCGUAGACUGUUGGCUUGCUAUUUUGUCAACUCACAGAACCCGGAAUGUCACAGCCUAAGUAUGUUUAUUCGGAGCGUUAUACUGCAGAUUUUGAGUCAUUCUAGCUACGUAAACAGCGUUGCGGGCAGCAAUAGUGUCACGGGUCAAGAGAUAAUCAACCUGUCGGAAACAUCGUUUGAAGGGCACGAACAACCGGUAAAUACUAGCAACGACUGUCUACCGGAGGCAGAUCAGCAACAGCUAAAGGGAGUAACGCAGACAAUACAUCAUUCCCCUAACGAUGGGCACCAAACAACACCACCCGCUGUCCAAACGGAUCGUGCCAAUGCGUCGAACGAAACGGUCGACAAAGAGCUGGAGGAUGCGAUUCGUACGGAAAUGAAGAUUAACGAACGGGUGGCUGAAUUUUGUUCCAGCCGCAAGAAAGUGUCCCGCCAACAAUCGGAACCGGUCGAAAGCUUUAGCCGCGAUCGUGAACAACCUUCCUAUCCGUACAAAACGCAUCCACCGCUGAUGGCGAAAGCGGGCGCGGCAGAUCCGAAUGAUGAUGGGGAGGAGAAGCUGGAUAAAGCAACAAUGAGUCCGGGCAGACCGGCCAAAGUUUCCAAAAUUCCCAUCGCAAUCGGUAGUACGAUAAGAAGCCCGAAGAAGAUGUCACCGACGAAGGAAGAUGGUGGCAAGCAGGAAAAGCUUUCGGAAACCGGUGAUGAAAAGAAACUGAUGGAACCCGAAGAGGAAAUUAUCCUUGAAGGUGGUGGUGAAGCGAUCGCGGAAGGAGAUGUAAGCGAUAUUAAGCUGCUGGAGGAUGAAGAAAUGAUUGAUGUGAAAGUUGGUGAGAGUGAGAAGGGUAAGAAGCCGUUGGAGUCGGUUACUACGACAGAAGAAAAGCAUCCCCAGAUACGGCCCACCAAACCAAUGGAAACAAGUAUACCACCACCGUUGCCAAAGUCGAAAAACUGUCGACAGGUAAUUGCGGACGGGUACUACGAAAUGUUGCUCAGCAAUCCGGACAUUUUCGAAUCGCUUACGGUGGACAGCAUUGAGAAGAAUCCGGACGAUUGCUUUAAGAAGGCGAUAUUGUUUCCACUGUUGGAGCUUUGUCCGCCAAAAAAUGCGCUCCUACUGUUGAUUGAUUCGAUCGACGAGAAUUACAUCCAGGACGGGAAUCUGAUAUCGACGCUGAAGGGCAAACAGGUGACCAAGAGCCGGAAUAUUGCGGAACUGCUCUCCAAUCACAUACAUCUGAUGCCGAAGUGGUUGUUUAUGGUGUGCACGGCUAAAAAGCAGAAUAAAAACAUCACCAAACUGUUUACCGGGUUCAAGAAGCUCACGCUGGACGAUCUGCGCAAAUCGCACGUAGUAAAGGACGUCCAGCAGUACAUAAUUAAUCGGCUAAAUACGGACUUCCGGGGCAUCAAUCUUACCAAAGACAUAAUCGAAAGUUUGAACCAGCUGUACAUUAAAUCGAACGGCUGCUUGCUGUAUCUGUACAAAGUAUUGAACGGUAUAAGAGAGAACUUUUUCACGUUCCGCGAGAUCAAGCUGAUACCGUGCACGCUAAACGGUCUGUACCUGUACAUCUGCCAGAAAUCGUUCAACAAGAAACAGUACAGCAAGAUACGCCCGAUCCUGAACGUGCUGCUCGUGUGCAACAGCUACGUGGACAAGUACUUCAUCUACAACUGCCUGCGGACGCACAACUACACGCUCGAGAUGGAGGACUUUGAACGGCGGCUUGAGUUAAUGCGCAAUAUCGUGGAGUACAGUCCGAUGAACCCGUGUGCCGUGCGGAUCUUUCACAAUUCGUUCUGUGACUGGUUGAUCGAUGUGAAGUUUAGCACGAAGAAAUUUCUGUGCGAUCUUAACGAGGGUCACGUGAUGGUCUCGAUGUACUACACGGUGGUGGCCGAUGAGAUAUGUCCGAACAAGCUUCGACUGUAUCUGUACCAUCUGAUCAAGACUGGUGAAUAUUUGACGAGCAAAAAUGUGGAUCUCGAUCUGUUGCUGAUACUGCUUGAAACGAAAUCGAACCUGAGCGACUGUUUCUACACUAAUUUGCUAAACUGUUGUGCGAUGUGUGAGGAUGAGUGUCGGAAUGAUAUCAAUCUGUCCGCACGCACAAAGUACAUGCUGGACCGGUUUUUGAACGGACAGCUGAACGAUGAUUUUAUGAUCUUUUUGAACGAUUUCUUUAAACCGAAUCUACCGACGGACUGCAAGGUGUUGAAGCUGCUGAUCGAGACGGGUAUUAAUAAUGCGGACACGGCACUGUCCUGCGAAUCGUCUGCCAUCAAUUCGCCGGUACUUUCGGAUCGAUCGCAAAACAUCGACUCGGAGCUGGCGGAGUUGUUGAUCUCGAGUGAAAAAAGUUGCCAGCAGGAGCUGCAGAAGUCUAUCAAUCUUGAGCUGCUGGAUUGUGGGGGUGGUGGUGCUGGAGGUGGCAUAAUGGAUGGACAUGGAGUGGGUGGAGCUGCUGCUAUUGGUGGUGUAUCGUCCGGAAUGGUGGCUCGUCAUCGGUAUAGUGCUGGACCAUCGAUUACGAGUGGUGGCGGUGGUGAUGGUGGCAGUAGUGCGCUGGGUGAUUCCAAAUCAGACAUACAGAACGAUCGCGUCGGUAGUGGUGUGCAGUGCGACAUGUUCGAGGGAGAGAUGCACAAGGGCAAGGCGUUGAUACACAUUCUGGCGAACGAAGGCAAUCAUACGCUGCUGGAACGAGCAUUGAAUGCAUGCAAAGAUCCAAUAGAUCUAGAAAUUGAAGAUCUCAACGGACAGACAGCACUGAACAUUGCGGCCCGAAACGGUCAUCAGGAGAUUGUAAAGCUGCUGCUCACGUACAAACAACCGCUGCGGGACGGGACCGGUCGAUAUCGUAUGAUUGACGUGAACCAUGCGGACCGUGACGGUUGGACACCGUUACGAUCCGCUUCCUGGGGCGGACAUACGGAGGUAGUGAAGCUGCUCAUCGAAACGGGCGUUUGUGCAAUCGAUCGUGCGGACAAAGAAGGACGCACGGCACUUCGUGCGGCAGCCUGGAGUGGUAACGAGGACAUCGUGAAGAUACUGAUCGAGGCGGGUGCGAAUGUGAACUCGAUCGAUAAGCAAGGACGCACGUCGCUAAUUGCCGCAUCGUACAUGGGCCAUUACGAUAUCGUUGAGAUAUUGCUGGAAAAUGGUGCGGACGUAAAUCAUACCGAUCUGGAUGGAAGAAAUGCUCUGUGCGUAGCGGCACUGUGUGGAAGCUCGGGAUAUAGUCGGGUAAUUUCUACGCUGCUAGAGUACGGUGCAAAUACGGAUCAAACGGACAACGAAGGAAUGUCGCCGCUGUUGGUGAGUUCGUUCGAGGGUAAUGCGGAAAUCUGUGAACUGUUGCUAGAGAACGGUGCCGAUCCGGAUAUGGCGGAUAACAUGGGCAGGACACCGUUGUGGGCCGCUUGUACGUCGGGGCAUGCGAAUGUGGUGAAGUUGUUGCUUUUCUGGGGUUGUGGAAUUGAUUGCAUGGAUUCGGAAGGCCGUACGGUGUUGAGCGUUGCGGCGGCUCAGGGGAAUCUCGAGACGGUUCGUCAAUUGUUAGAUCGUGGCCUGGAUGAAACGCACCGUGAUAAUGCCGGCUGGACACCGUUGCAUUAUGCUGCGUUCGAAGGUUACGCUGACAUUUGCGUCCAGCUGCUCGAAUCGGGUGCAAAGAUCGACGAGUGUGAUAAUGAGGGGAAGGCGGCGCUACAUUUAGCCGCCCAAGAAGGACACAAUGCGGUGAUGGAAGCGAUAUUGAACAUACAUCGGCCGUGCAUCGAUCAGCGAGCGCACGACGGGAAGACUGCGUUCCGGCUGGCGUGUUUGGAGGAACAUUUCGAGUGCAUCCAAACAUUGCUAAAGUUUGGUUGUGAUAUCAACUCGAAGGAUGCAGAUUCGCGUACGACGCUGUACAUUUUAGCGCUGGAGAAUAAGCUAAAGGCGGUCAAGUUUCUGCUCGAGUACUCUAAUGCCGAUGUAAACAUUCCGGAUAGUGAAGGCAGGACGGCAUUACACGUUGCCGCCUGGCAGGGGCAUGCCGAGAUGGUAAAGCUGUUGAUCACGCUCGGUAACGCCGAUGUGAAUGCGAUGGAUCUAGAAUCACGAACACCGUUGCAUUCCUGUGCAUGGCAGGGCAAUCACGAGGUGAUGCAGCUUUUGCUGUACUACGGUGCCAUACCGGAUCAUGCAUGCAAGCAGGGAGCAACGGCACUCGGAAUUUCCGCACAGGAAGGACAUGAAAAGUGUGUCAGCUAUUUGCUAAAGUAUGGCGCGAACCCGUACAAAUCGGACCACUGUGGACGGACGCCGAUUAAGCUAGCAGCUAAAUCGAAUCGAAACAAUGUGCUUCGUAUACUGGAAAGUUUUACCAAAAAUGAUUUGGACUGUGGUAAGGUGAUGCAUCCUCAUCUGAAUUUGAAAUCACCCGAUGAGCUACCACCGUGCAGCUCCAUACACAAUCCCUCACCAUCGUCUGGUUAUCCGAACAAUCCGAGUUUGUUAAUACCGGCCGGCGGCGGUGCUGGCGGUGGUAGUGGUGGUGGAGGUUCAGCAAUACUUAACGCAUCGUCAACCAAUUCGAACACAACCAGCUCUACAACGCAGAACAACAACUUUUACGAAAACACUAUGCACUCGGACACGAGCAGCCUGCAGAAGCGUAAAAGCGUCAUCUCUAGUCAAUCUACCGGUAGCAGUAAUGAGCAAGCACCGAUGUCGUUUACGCAGCAACUUCAAAAACAUUCGCGCCAUCAUAACUCAAAAUCGCAUCACAUUGUGCAGCAGCAGCAUCAACCGCAUCAUCAGCAGCAACAUCAGCAAACGUCCACCUCAUCGGUGGCCAAGUUUUCGAACAAAAAACAUUCCCAGGUACUGCCGAACGUCGAGGAGUACCAAUCAAAUAUAGCAUCAAACAUACGUAUAAAUCCGAACGAUGCGGACCUGUUCGAUUUGGGCUGCAUGUCACCGCUGUACGCUACGCCACCUCAUUCACCGAGCAGUGAAAUUAGCUCACCGGGACAGAAUCAACCACCUUCGUCGUUAGCCCUGCUCGGCAAGCAGUUUGAGGAGAUGAACAUUAGCCUUUCGAACAACAGUACGAUCAUGAACCCGCACGAUAAUCACUUUGCCCGUGAUACGCAUAUGCGCAUCAUUCUCGGCAACAACCAAAAGGAGGGCGGACAACUACAGGGAGCGAAUGGUGGGGCCGGUGCUGGAGGCAAAUCAUCCAAACGCAGCGGUAUUGCCACCAAUCCUGCAAUGCGCUUGAUACGCAACCGUAUCGAUUCGGCGGCACAGCUUAUCCGACGCACAAACAACAUGCUUUCCAGCGGCGGUAAUAACCAAGGUUCGUCUAGUAUCGGAGUCAAAUCGGGCACGUUCCAAUGGCGCAAGGAAAGCCAGAUGUAAUUGA